Messenger RNA from Pararge aegeria (speckled wood butterfly), 606 nucleotides. RefSeq lists its product as uncharacterized. NCBI's taxonomy places the organism in Eukaryota, Metazoa, Arthropoda, Insecta, Lepidoptera, Nymphalidae. The record is from RefSeq and is a predicted model, not a curated record. The coding region runs from base 93 to 566 and encodes 157 amino acids. The transcript has 3 exons.
UCACAGCAGUUUUUGUAUGUAUUGUUUCGUUUAAAUCUCAUAUCUCGUGUAUUUUCUAUUAGGCAAUUGAGUGUAGCUAAUUGUUUAUAAUAAUGAGCAAAGCUUUCGAGGAUGAUAUGAAACUGUAUGCGGAAUGUCGACACAUUAAACGGGGUAAACCAGACGUUCGUGUCACAGAAGAAAUAGCAAAGGAAAUCGGCCGCAACUAUAGGACCUUGCCCGCGUUCGAGAAAGGCCUUUUUGAUUACGUAUACACGAAUCAUUACUCUUUGGAGCGUAACGAUUUGCUUCGCUGCCGGUGGGUGGAGUACAAGAGAAACGUCGAGAAACGCGUUUUCGCACCCUUCCAGUUUCCUUGUAGCCGGGAUUUACAUUUCCACAAUGGCUGUAUACGAUUCCUGCCGUCCGAAUCGCCAUAUCGAUUGCCCGAAUAUAGGAUGAAGCUGAAACCGGGCCCGGGCGUCGACUUCCGCGGACAGAUGCCGAUCCCUCAGGAGCUGUUGAUGAAGCGCGGGAAAUCGGAAAAGGAAGAUGGCGGCAUAGUGAGGAAAGUUAAACAAGAUUGAAAUCCCGAUUAAAGAAAUUAAAUAAUACAAUAAUCUAUUA